Messenger RNA from Gloeophyllum trabeum ATCC 11539, 672 nucleotides. RefSeq lists its product as uncharacterized. The transcript is spliced from 5 exons. NCBI's taxonomy places the organism in Eukaryota, Fungi, Basidiomycota, Agaricomycetes, Gloeophyllales, Gloeophyllaceae. The record is from RefSeq and is a predicted model, not a curated record. The coding region runs from base 1 to 672 and encodes 223 amino acids.
AUGGAUAGAUCCGAGUUGAAGAAGGAACCAAGUUGGCCGACGCCACUUGCAGCGACCUACACGAUGCUAGGAGCCUGCGACCGUGCCACGUUUGACACAAGUCAGAGAACAAUGGUACUUUCUCUGAACCAUCUCGCAGCUGUGAAUGAUUUUUCCGGGGAUUCAAUUGAAUCCGCUCCCUCGCACGCAGUCAUCCCAGGCACACAACUAGACAUUCCCAAGUUCGCUCAAGUGGCGAACAGUUUAUAUUCAUUCCAUAUCCUACUACAUCUCAUAACUGAAGGCACGUCAAUCAAGCGUGAAGCUGUGAUAGUCGGGGACGUGUUCGUCGCCCUCGGUGCAACUGCUGGACACACGUACCCGGACCCGAAGCAGUGGACCGCUCUCCCAGUGCUAGCCUUGGAAUUGGGGGACUCGGCCCCAUCGAUCCGGAGGGAUCGCAUGUCGCCGCAUGGUAUAGCCAAGACAGGGAACGCGCCAGAGCCACGAGGACAACUGCAGUGGCCGACAGUGGACGCAAAGGAGGACUUGAGGGGGACGAAAUGCAGACGCAUAAUGGACGCUGAACGUACUGUGCACAUGCUUGGACUCACCGCCCCCAUACGAGACCGUGGAAGCUCGCCUCAACCGGGCGUCAAUCUUCGUGGCAAUCAGCUUCAGCUCCCAGCAUAG